AUGCGCGCUCGCCCGAGAACUAGUGCUCAGUUUUCGAUCGUUUCCGGGGUGCAUCUGAUAGCGGUAGCCGAUAGUAGAUUAGUGUAUGCUGUCGCUAUAAUCGAAAGAGAGAGUGCUGUGUGAGAGCACGUGAAAGCGUUCAACCACCUGCCCAGAAGGAGAUUCUACAAGGAACCAUAAAUAAACAAAACACCGGUGGGGGUCAUAAAAAGGGGGAGACCCACACGCACACUUCCUGCGCGCUUACAAGAUCGCGUGUACAGUGUUUCGCUCGCCAGAGGUUUUCCUAUAGCGGACCGUUUCACACACCAUCAGAGAAGCGUGUUGGGGCCAGGAGAUGCGCAUGUCCCGGAGUGGCCACCCAUCGGAUCAGCUGUCAAAACCACGGUCGGUCCGUUGUCCGUUUCGGCGGCGGCGAGCAGCAGCAGCUUCAGCCGAACAGCAGCAGCACCACCCGUGCGCCCGUCCGUUCUCCCUGCCACACCAUCAUCCGCGUUAUCCACUUCGAAUCCGCGGUUGCAAGGCCUUCGCUGUCGUGGUGCGUUGUCAGUGUGCAAACGGAAGCGGACCAGAGUGAACCCGGGUACUCCGUUCCGCUAGGCAUAGGUCCUUUGAAUCCUUCGUCCUUUCAUCGUCGCAUUAUUGUGUUCUGCAAAAUUGUGUUCGGAAUGUUCGCUAGUUCAGCGCAACGGUAACUAGAAAAAAAAAACCGACCAUUAUGUAGGAAAAGGAUACGACCGACGCAAUUCUGCAGCACACAGCAGGAUACUGAAGGAUCAAAAUGCACACUGAUCCAUGACCACACAUCGAUACCGCUUAGUGUGAUAAUCAAUAUCGAGUCCGCGCAGCAGCAGCAGCAGUAGCACGCGAUAUUCGGGAACGCGAGCAACAGCGUGUCGUCGUUAGUCUACGCGCCGUCACACCGGAGUGUGGAAGGCACUAGGAGCAGCACUCUUCCGCUAGCGCUAGAAGAUGGUACUACCGUUCAACACAACCGAGGCCAAUUCGGGCCGUGCUGCGACCGUCGCGAUAACCGCCGCGGUACAGCCUACCGCGCCAUCGAUGGCCGCCCUACUCGCCCCGCUGGAAACGGUCCGAAGUAGAACGCUUGACUUUAGCAAUCCGAUGGCCACCGGUACAUCGCCAGUGGACUACGAGCAGUUUGUGGAUUUCCUGCUGCUCGGCAACAAGGAGAACUAUCUGGUCCGGGCCGAGCGAAAGGCCAUCCUGGACUCGAACACCGUCCUAGCGCAGCUCGUAAGCACCAGUGGCACCGGCAAAUCCGUUGUGCGUGAUGUGGAUCGCACGAAUUUCGAGCUUUUCGUACGGUAUCUCGAGACAAAGUUUAUUAAAUUCACUUCACCAACGCACACACUGGAGAUGCUGGAGCUGGCCACACGCUACCAAUGUCGCCAGCUCGAGAUCCACUGCGUCAAGGAGCUGGACCUAAAUCUGCAGACCGAGCACGUGCUCGAGGUGUACCGUGCGAUCUGGUUCUACAACUCCAUUGCCCCGCCAAAAGCUGCCCCACAGGAACGUACACCCCGACGCCGAUGCUGUCCGACGGGGCGCCGAAAGGGCGACACGGAAACGGGCAACGGUCCAGUGACACCGGAGGAGUACUUUACGGCACUGCUCACCAACUGCCUGCAGCUGAUCGAUAUGGCAGCGGAAGAGGUGCUAACGCAGGAUGCCAUGCUUUCACUGCGCUUUCCCGAGCUUGAGAUGAUUGUGCGACGCGACGCACUCCAGCUGUCCUCGGAAGCCGUACUGGUCGAUUUGCUGGCCCGCUGGAGUCUGGAGGAUUGCAAACGCAAAGGGGUGGAUCCGACGGCCGAAAACCGACGUCGUGCCCUCGGGGCACUGUGCUACGCGCCUCGCUAUCUCACAAUGACACGCCAAGAGUUCGAUAGUGCGAACGAGCGGAUGGAGCUGCUCGAUCCCGUCGAAUCGCAGCUCGUCGGUGAGCUACUGUCGUCCGGCAAUAGCAAGGGAGCAAGGACACGGCUGGCCGGUAAUGCUGGUGGUGGUGGUGGUGGUGAUGGUGCAGGUAAUCUUACGCCCGAACAGCAGGCGCUGGUCGCACGCUUUCAAGCACCACGGCCUGCUUUUCCCAUGCUGCCAAUUCAUCUCAGCCAACGUAGCCAUCCGCGCAACUAUCCGAAAAAGAUGCGUAAAGCGGCCGCCGAUGCCGAGCGUGCGGAACGACGAAAGAGCGAUGGGCUGCUGCUCAAUUGCAUCUCCGUGUUCGCGUGCAUCUUCGGCUAGCGGUGCUGCCUGUAGGGUGGGUGGCAAGUACAUGAUGUGGAUGUCCUCCCUUCCUACAGCGGCGAUAGCGAGCAAAAGGCCAUCCAAUGACUUCUCAAUCCAAUAAUCUCUCUCACUCCACCUCCACCUGCACAGCCUGCCGGCCGAAUGCGCGUAAGCCACGUGGUUUGGACCAAGGGCAGCAGCACAUGCGCGCCAUAUCUGUGUAUUCCUGUUGUUUAAGCUAAUUCUCUGUUAACGGCAUAGACUCAUCUGUUGCAUUGCUAAGAUUGAUUAGCGUAAGUAUAGAGCCAAAGUGCAUCCAGUGGAGGAAUUUCGUUUCGGUAUCUCUUUCGGUACAAAUUUGUUCUUUGUCACUCACGCUAGAAAGCCAUAAAUUAUGGGCAUUUCGCACAAAGCCUCACUUCAUUGUGCGAAGGUCACACGACGUUUUGUUAAAGCUUUGGUACGUAAUUUGUUAGGAAAAUUUCGAUUUGAUAGUAGUUUUAAUAACAAUCUCAAAUCAAGCCUUACGCCUGUUAUCAACUGCCCCCAAAAACGAAACAGCAUUACAAUAGCGCAAGAUGAUGAUUUCCGGAGUGACGACCCAUCGGUGUUACCCAUUAUCACACCACGCGUGCCAUCGAUAGUCAAAGACGAAUCAAACAACAAACAGUUUUAUGUUAAAAUAUUGUUCAAAGCGUAGGUACACUAUGUUGGAAUGUUCUCUAGUACUCAGAAUCGGAUUAUCAGCCAGGAACCGUACGGCUAGGAGUAUUCUGUUGUGUUUAGGCGUUU
Messenger RNA from Anopheles aquasalis, 3045 nucleotides. RefSeq names its product BTB/POZ domain-containing protein axundead (gene axed). Gene Ontology annotation, biological process: neurogenesis. Lineage: Eukaryota; Metazoa; Arthropoda; Insecta; Diptera; Culicidae. The record is from RefSeq and is a predicted model, not a curated record. Gene Ontology annotation, cellular component: cytosol.